UUAAUGUAAUGAAUGUGACUUUAGUACUCCUUUAACACAGAAUUCAUUCCUGUAGAACAGUGUUUCUCAACCUUUUUUCAGUCAAGGCACCCUUUAUAAUUAUGGACAGUCACGAGGCACCCUUUAAAAUUAUGGACAGUCUUGGGGCACCCUCUAAAAUUAUGGACAGUCUUGGGGCACCCUCUAAAAUUAUGGACAGUCACGAGGCACCCUUUAAAAUUAUGGACAAUCCCGAAGCACCCUUUAAAAUUAUGGACAGUCUUGUGGCACCCUCUAAAAUUAUGGACAGUUCCGAGGCACCCUAUAAAAUUAUGGACAGUCCCGAGGCACCCUAUAAAAUUAUGGACAGUCUUGAGGCACCCUUUAAAAUUAUGGACAGUCUUGAGGCACCCCAUUCUAAAAUCAAAUACACUUUUGCACACUGGUACUGACUAUUAUUCCAAUGUUUCUCCUCUCCCUCAGUUUUUCUACAUGCCUGAGCUAAUGUGACCCCAGCACUGAUGUAGAG
Molecule: messenger RNA, 508 nt
Organism: Staurois parvus
Lineage: Eukaryota; Metazoa; Chordata; Amphibia; Anura; Ranidae
Source: the annotation of a GenBank genome assembly